AUGGCGUUCAUGAUGCCAGUAGUCAAGAACGAUUGGGACAUUUACAAUACGCAACGGUCGCGUCGGACCUCAGAGUCCGCGGACAAGCCUGGUAUAGGAGGCCGUGUUCGGAAGGUUUCAGAGUCACGGUCAGAGGGGCCCGUGCUAUCUCCACGCAGUGCAGCCCUGAGCCCGCACCGGAGCGCCCCCACUAUGCGCUCGCUGUCCUACUGCCGGGUACCGCCAUCGAGAGCAUCUCUUCGAGUGUACGAAAACCAAAAGACUUCGGGUAGUCCACCGUCGCGGGAUUCGGAAAAGUUCCACAGCAGGGCAUACGCGGAGUCCCCCGAGCGACACUCGCGCUGUGGAGCCUGUAUGCCAUACCUG
Brenthis ino (lesser marbled fritillary) is the source of this 366-nucleotide messenger RNA. NCBI's taxonomy places the organism in Eukaryota, Metazoa, Arthropoda, Insecta, Lepidoptera, Nymphalidae. The record is from the annotation of a GenBank genome assembly.